Diplodia corticola is the source of this 738-nucleotide messenger RNA. RefSeq names its product ubiquitin conjugating enzyme. NCBI's taxonomy places the organism in Eukaryota, Fungi, Ascomycota, Dothideomycetes, Botryosphaeriales, Botryosphaeriaceae. Gene Ontology annotation, molecular function: protein binding. The transcript has 3 exons. The coding region runs from base 1 to 738 and encodes 245 amino acids. The record is from RefSeq and is a predicted model, not a curated record.
AUGGCCUCCAACCGCACUCGUCGCAUCGCCAAGGAGAUCGCAGACAUCAAGUCGGACCACCACUCGGGCAUCCACGUUGAGACCCACCGCGAUGAUGACCUCACCCACCUGCGAGGCUUCUUCAAGGGUCCGCCCGACACGCCCUACGAGGGCGGCGAGUACUCGAUCGACAUCAAGAUCCCCACCGAUUAUCCCUUCAGGCCGCCCGUUAUGAAGUUUGAGACCAAAAUCUGGCACCCCAACGUUAGCUCGCAGACCGGCGCUAUCUGUCUUGACACUCUCUCGCAAGCGUGGUCGCCCGUCCUGACCAUCAAGUCGGCCCUUAUUUCCCUGCAAUCCCUCCUUAGCACACCCGAGCCGAAGGAUCCGCAAGACGCUGAGGUCGCCGGCAUGCUCCUCAAGCAGCCGGCCGAGUUCGAACACAAGGCACGCGACUGGGCCGUCAAGUUUGCGGGUGCACCGAAGAAGGAGAUUGCUGGUGGUAGCGGCGGGGCUACGCAAGAGACUCUGAAGAAACGUAGGGAGGAGCAGAAGGCGCAGGAGGAGAAGGCGAAGCUGGCUGCGUAUCACGGCUACAACAAGGACCUCAUCGACCGCUUCGUGGCCAUGGGCUUCGACGUUGACAGCGUCGUCUCGGCCUUCGAGUACGUGGGUAUCGACAAGAAUGAGGGCCAGGACUACGAGCUCGAGGAGGCCUACAUGGGCGACAUCACCGCCCGCUUGUUCGGCGAGGCGUGA